CCUUAACAGGAGUAGUAUAACGGUGGAAGUUGUAUUUAAUAUCUUUCUUUCUUUCAUCUAGUGUAUUUUUAUUGUGAAUUUAUAAUUGCCAUUGCUUAAGUGGUUUUAUUAAUUUUGUAGUUAUGACAGAUAAGAAGCGUCCUAUAUCUCCAGUAAAUGGUGAGGUUGAGCAUGAAAUCAUCAAGAAGCCUAAUAAUGGAAAUGGAAAUCAUAAGAAUAAUAAAAAAAUUAUAAAAAGAAAGUAUAAGGCUAAAGAUGUUGAUCCUACUGCCCCAUUGGGAGUUUUACAAUUUGAAAUUGAUGAAAUCUUAUCGAAUCAUCAAUUAACUCGAGAAGAUAUCACCAAUAAUAUGAGUGGAAUAUUAAAUGAUGAAACUAUUCAAAAAAUAUAUCAUAGAAUAGUUUCAGAUGUAACUAUUGAAUCACUUAGUUCUAAUGGUGAUGGUUUAGCAUUAAUUCCUCAUCCAGAUCCUACAAAAAAAUUCCAAAUUGUUAUAGUUCCAUUUGGAUUACCAGGUGAUAAAGUAGAAAUAAGAGUAUUUAAAUCUCAUCCAUUAUAUGCUGAAUCUGAUCUUUUAAAUAUAAUCCAGGCUUCAGAAUAUAGAGAUGAUUCACUUAUUAAUUGUAAAUACUUUGGUAAGUGUUCUGGAUGUCAAUAUCAGAAUGUUAAUUAUGAUCAACAAUUAAUAUUUAAAAGAAAAACAAUCGAAAAUGCAUAUAAAUUCUUAGCUCCACUCUUAUCAGCAACUAAGGGGGCAUUACCUUCUGUAAGAUCCACAGAACCAUCUCCAUUGCAAUACAAAUAUCGUACUAAAUUAACUCCUCAUUUCAAUAUACCAUUCAAAAAGGUAGUAGAAGAAAGACCUAAUCUUGGGUUUGGAUCAAAGGGAAGACCAACAUGGAGAAAAGAUGUAGAUAUAAAAGAUGGAUCCAUAUUGGAUAUUGAAGAAUGUGUCAUAGGUACUCCAAUAAUUAAUCAAGGAAUGACAAAUGAAAGAGCUAGAUUCUCUCAAGAGUUUAAAAAAUAUAAGAAAGGUGCCACAAUCUUACUUAGAGAAGAUACAAAAGUUAUUGACAAAGAUGAAGAAAUAAUAUUAGCUCCAGGAUCAGGAUCCACAGACGUAAAUGGAGAGAUCUCUCAUUUACAAUCACAAUUACCAGAAAAGCAAUUAGUUAAAACAUGCGUAACAGCUUCUAGACAAAUUGUUAAGGAAUACGUUGAUGGCUAUACUUUCGAAUUCUCUGCUGGUGAAUUUUUCCAAAAUAACAAUUCUAUUCUACCAAGAGUAAUAGAUUAUGUCAGAUCAAAUUUGUCAAUUGACGAAAAUGAUGCUAAAGAUUCAAAUUAUUUGGUUGAUGCUUAUUGUGGCUCAGGUUUAUUUUCAAUUACUUGUUCUCAGAACGUCUCCAAAGUUAUUGGAGUUGAAGUAUCGGCUGAUUCUGUUAAGUUUGCAGAACGUAAUGCUGCCUCCAAUAAGAUUGAAAAUGCUAAAUUCAUAGUCGGUAAAGCAGAAGAGAUUUUUAAGAGUAUCGACACUCCUGCUGAUCGUACUUCUGUAAUCUUAGAUCCACCUAGAAAAGGUUGUGAUGAUGUUUUCUUAAAUCAAUUAUCUGAUUAUAACCCUGCCAAAAUAGUGUAUAUUAGUUGUAACGUUCAUUCUCAAGCCAGAGAUGUCGAUUGGUUCAUUAACAAGACAGAUAAUGGUAAUAAAUAUUACGUUGAAAGCAUUAAGGGAUUUGACUUCUUCCCUCAAACUCAUCAUGUUGAGAGUGUCGCAGUAUUGGCAUUAAAAAAACAGGAUUAGAAUAAUAUAUAAUUUAAUGAUAAGGACAGUUUUAAAUAAAU
Molecule: messenger RNA, 1846 nt
Organism: Scheffersomyces amazonensis
Lineage: Eukaryota; Fungi; Ascomycota; Pichiomycetes; Serinales; Debaryomycetaceae
Gene: TRM2
Product: Trm2p
Exons: 1
Coding region: 123-1805 (560 amino acids)
Biological process (GO): tRNA processing
Molecular function (GO): tRNA (uracil(54)-C5)-methyltransferase activity, S-adenosyl methionine-dependent
Source: RefSeq, a predicted model, not a curated record